Molecule: messenger RNA, 1673 nt
Organism: Hylaeus volcanicus
Lineage: Eukaryota; Metazoa; Arthropoda; Insecta; Hymenoptera; Colletidae
Product: IQ and ubiquitin-like domain-containing protein
Exons: 2
Coding region: 8-1534 (508 amino acids)
Biological process (GO): cilium assembly
Cellular component (GO): motile cilium; acrosomal vesicle
Source: RefSeq, a predicted model, not a curated record
UUUGUCGAUGGCAACGAAACCGUACAUGAGUAGAUGGAGGAGUAAACUAACAAGAACCAUAUGCCGCGAUGCGUGUACGCUAACAAUGACUGACGACCAGAUAAAUGGAUGCGAGGGGAACGAAAGGACGACGCAGACCGAAUUUUUGGCCGACAAAUUCACAAACACGCUAUGCAACGUCACGAUACAAACGAAUUAUUUUCCUGACACGAGAGAUAGGCUCGUGGAAGCUAAGAGUGGCUCUUGGCGUUCCGGUUUAAAAGAUCCCUCUAACGAGAAGAUCCUGGAGAGCGUCGUAAAGAUACAGAGGUUUUACAGAGCUCAACGCGACAGGUUCACCGCGAUCCAGCCAGCAACCGCCUACGAUUCUACGUGUACCAAAGAUACAGACGAGGAACGGAUACCGGCGGAACCGAGAUCCUAUCGCAGCCAGGAUUUCACGAUACUAAACCGCACAUCUCUAAGAACAAGGACAGACUUUGAGUUACUGUACAAUCUCCUGGAUCGUUGGCGCAUCAAUGAAACAGAGACGGCUAGCAAGCAUCCUCGCUUCGAAUGCUACAAGAUCGCGCAGCGCACCCUGCUCUUGUCGAAAGAGGUGGAAUUGCUGCGAGGCAUAGACUCGUUGAAAACGGUCGUCAAGACUAGGAACAAGAAGAAAACGCAGAGCAACUUCUUGAACGAGCUAUCCAGGCCUGCGGUUUGGAAGAACAGUCUCGGCGAGUCGAUUCUCGUAGACACAGCCCGCGUGCAGUGUGCACGCCGUUUGCGAGACACGUACAACGCGUUGUCGAAGGACGACCUUCCGGUGCAGAAACGGAUAAGAAUGUUGCGUCGACUCAGAAACGACAUCGAGCCACACACGUGCAAACCUUCGAACGAUCUGCUGCGCUUGCUCGACCAGGAGAUUGAUCUUUUGACAUGCGACGUUGACCGGAAUAAAUUAAACUGGCUGAGAAAUCGGUCCAAGAUCACCUUCCUGAUAUUCGCCAGGGAGGCGUUGGAAAACGACUCGGAGGACGCGAUUCUGGUCGGUCGUAAAACGAUCUGCAGCAGCUGCGGUAGAUUACUGCCCGUAGAGAAGUUUUCUUGGGAGAUACGACGCCGACGCCGCUCGUCUUUCUGCGAUUAUUGUCUAUGCGCGAGAAAUGCGCGAAUGAUGCCCCGAAUCGUCUACGGCCCUUACGAGAAGCUGCUUCGCGACAUCAGGCGUAGCGAGGCUGGAAAGAAUCGUUCUCACACCAAUUUGGCUUUCGUCGUCGACGCCAAGAUAAUUCAUCGAUUGGUAAAUAGCGUUUGGCACGGGAAAUCGGCCAUCUCCGAGUGCGAUCGGCUCGACGAGUUGAGACUGGUGAGACUGGACAGGAACGUCGAGUGGUCACCGUGGAACUGUCUUCUCUUGACCGCGAACGAGGCCUCCGUGCAUACGAGAGUCGACAAUCUCGCAGAGUUUUACGGGACGAUCGUGUUGCAUAAGUUUCACACGAGAAAUUUACAAGCCAAAAUUCAGUUCGGAUACCUCGUCGAUGGCUGAAAACAUGUACGCACUUUGCACGUAUCCAAAGAAAGAAAGAAAGAAUGAAUGAAAUCGUAAUAAAGCGUAACCAACUACUCGCGUUAUGGCUCAUCGCGGCUCGUUGCGUAAAAGAUGGUAACUUUUAUUCCCUGACGAA